This is a messenger RNA of Ostrinia furnacalis (Asian corn borer), 302 nucleotides long. Its product is annotated as probable cytochrome P450 4ac3. The annotation marks the transcript as partial. The record is from RefSeq and is a predicted model, not a curated record. Gene Ontology annotation, molecular function: iron ion binding; oxidoreductase activity, acting on paired donors, with incorporation or reduction of molecular oxygen; monooxygenase activity. The transcript has 2 exons. NCBI's taxonomy places the organism in Eukaryota, Metazoa, Arthropoda, Insecta, Lepidoptera, Crambidae.
CGAACUAAUUGCUGUAAAUGUUUUACAGAAAGUGUUAUCCAGCACAAAACAUAAUAACAAAGGUCCGCUGUACAUGAUUUUGAAACCAUGGCUGCAAGAUGGACUUCUUUUGAGUAACGGUGCAAAAUGGCAGCAACGCCGAAAGAUUCUGACGCCUGCCUUCCACUUCAACAUCCUGAAGCAGUUCAGCGUGACCCUGGACGAGAACAGCCAGCGAAUGGCCAAGUCUCUGGAGAAACUGGAUGGGAACAAAGUCGAUGUGGUGCCACUCAUCUCGGAGUUCACCCUGAAUUCUAUAUGCG